Molecule: messenger RNA, 15200 nt
Organism: Coregonus sp. 'balchen'
Lineage: Eukaryota; Metazoa; Chordata; Actinopteri; Salmoniformes; Salmonidae
Source: the annotation of a GenBank genome assembly
CGGGUAGCGGGGAAAGGAAGCUAGCGAAUGAAUCACUUGUAGCCAGCCAGUCUCUUUCACAAUAAACAGUAGGACUAUAGCAGCGUAUUUUCUGUAAGAAAGUUUUUGAAAACCAUAUCUGCCAUUUAAAGGCGGACAAAGUCAUCGAAUAAACAGACGAUCGGUUUAAAUCGAGGAAGAAAUUCGGUUACAAUGUCCGAGACUGGAAACGGCGUGGAGCUGCGGGAAGAACAAGCAGCUGAACUUGAAGAAACUGGAGGAGUGGAGGUGAGCCGGAACAAAACCAUAAUUAUACAAAUUCUGAGCCCUUCGUUCGAAAAAAUGGUUUAACAAGUUUUAGAUUAUGCUAAAGUUAACCCUAUGUCCACUGUGACUUCCAAAUCGAGCCAUCUCAAACUUUGUAUUUGCUAGCUCGAGUUGUUUAGCUAGCUAGCAUUAGAUUAGCGUCGUUAGCUAACGUUAAUCGACAGCUCCGACCCAUCAUCCCGAAGAGCGUGUCUCGCAGUACUAUAUAAUAGAGCUAGCGGCUACCCUGUUUCAUAAACACUCAGCUAACUAUACUAGUUAGUAAUAUUAAGCUAGCUAACGUUACAGCUGACACACUUUAUUGUAAUACGCAUCAAGGGUUUCUAUACAAUUGUAACAGUUGUUUACAUCUGUUUGACGCUGCAUUCGAUCCUCUUUAUAGUGCCGCGCUUACGCCGCUUAUCUCACAUCAAGACAACUGGGAACUCGGGGGGGAAAAACUAAGUCAAAUCGUAACGUCAGUGAUCUUCAGGUUGGAAAGUCGGAGCUCUAGAACAGUGUUUCCCGAACCUGGUCCUCGAGUAACCCCAACAGUACACAUAAAUUCUGAGUUGGGUGACCUUUCAAAAUAUUCUUCCCAGUCGGAGCUCGUUUUUCUUUUCGAGUUCCCUCUUGUCUUUUAUUUUAUUUUUAUUUAACCUUUAUUUAACAUUUAAUUUACAUUUUAGUCAUUUAACAGACGCUCUUAUCCAGAGCGACUUACAGUUAGUGCAUACAUUAUUUUUUUAUCGAACCCACAACCCUGGCGUUGCAAACGCCAUGCUCUACCAACUGAGCUACAUCCCCUGCACAGGUAAGCCAGUUGAGAACAAGUUCUCAUUUACAACUGCGACCUGGCCAAGAUAAAGCAAAGCAGUGCGAUAAAAACAACAACACAGAGUUACAUAUGGGGUAAAAAAAAACAGUCAAAAAAAACAACAGAAAAUAUAUAUACAGUGUGUGCAAAUGUAGCAAGUUAUGGAGGUAAGGCAAUAAAUAGGCUAUAGUGCAAAAUAAUUACAAUUAGUAUUAACACUGGAAUGCUAGAUGUGCAAGAGAUUAUGUGCAAAUAGAGAUACUGGGGUGCAAAAGAGCAAAAUAAAUAACAAUAUAGGGAUGAGGUAGUUGGGUGGGCUAAUUUCAGAUGGGGUGUGUACAGGUGCAGUGAUCGGUAAAAUGCUCUGACAACUGAUGCUUAAAGUUAGUGAGGGAGAUAAGCGUCUUCAGCUUCAGAGAUUUUUGCAAUUCGUUCCAGUCAUUGGCAGCAGAGAACUGGAAGGAAUGGCGGCCAAAGGAGGUGUUGGCUUUGGGGAUGACCAGUGAGAUAUACCUGCUGGAGCGCAGACUACGGGUGGGUGCUGCUAUGGUGACCAAUGAGCUAAGAUAAGGCGGGGAUUUGCCUAGCAGUGAUUUAUAGAUGGCCUGGAGCCAGUGGGUUUGACCACGAACAUGUAGUGAGGACCAGCCAACAAGAGCGUACAGGUCACAGUGGUGGGUAGUGUAUGGGGCUUUGGAGACAAAACGGAUGGCACUGUGAUAGACUACAUCCAAUUUGCUGAGUAGAGUGUUGGAGGCUAUUUUGUAAAUGACAUCGCCAAAGUCAAGGAUCGGUAGUAUAGUCCGUUUUACGAGGGCAUGUUUGGCAGCAUGAGUGAAGGAGGCUUUGUUGCGAAAUAGGAAGCCGAUUCUAGAUUGAACAUGUCUGAUGUCAGAAGUCGAAGAUUUCUGAGUUCCCAGUUGUUUUGAAAGUGGCAUUACAUUCCUCGUUUCCAGGAAAAGGAUGAUGCAUCAGAGGCCAGCAAGGAGGAGUCUUCUGAAGCCGGACAGGAUGCCCAAGAUGAGGACCCCUCUUCAUCCAUAGCGCCAGCCUAUGAGGAGAAAGUGGUAAGGGCACACUGCUACCAUCAUGCUGGUUUAAUAAAGAUGUUCAUUUACAGUUUUAAGAUGUCAUUAUCGUGUUUGAAACGUCAUUUGUUGCUCUCAAAGUUUCACUGCUUUUCUGUGUGUAGGCAUCAGACCGGACCAACAGAUUUGAGUACCUACUGAAGCAGACAGAGGUGUUUGCCCAUUUCAUCCAACCCGCGGCCCAGAAGACUCCCACCUCCCCGCUGAAGAUGAAGCCUGGACGCCCUCGUGUCAAGAAGGACGAGAAACAGAAUCUCCUCUCGGUCGGAGAGUGAGUAUACAACACAACACGCUAAACAACUUGGCCCAAUGAUUUGUCAAUCUUCCGUGGGAGUACAUUGGGUGUACAUGUGGGGCGUUUUAUAUGCUGUUACUGAUGAAUUAUAUGUACUCCUUUCUCUCUUUGACAGUAACCGUCAUCGUCGCACAGAGCAGGAAGAGGAUGAAGAGCUGCUGAGCGAAAGCAGCAAGACCACCAACAUCUGCACCCGCUUUGACGAAUCCCCCUCCUGUAAGCAGUCACAUGGUUUUACUUAUUAAAGCUGCAAUAUGUAACUUUAAUGUAGCAAAGUCCUGAACGGGACUACUAUAGUCCAUAAUUGAAUGGAAAGUAUGUCAAACUUGUGCAAUACUGAGUUUGUUGUGCUGUAUGAAUCUCCCAACAGUUGUAAAGGGGGGUACAAUGAGAGACUACCAGGUCCGUGGUCUGAACUGGCUCAUCUCUCUGUACGAGAACGGAAUCAACGGGAUCCUUGCUGAUGAAAUGGUAGGUUCUCAUUUCAAAAUAAAGUGAAAGAUAUUGCCUUUUUGGUAUUGAGGUAGUUCUACAUGCAUACCUCUUGAUCACUAACUGUUUAUUAGUGUAUUUGUGUGUCUGUGUCUGUGAUACUCAUGAAGAUUACUCCUGGACUACAGCAGUAACAGCACCCAACGACUUAUUCACGCUACAGUCGGUGUUCAAAGUUGAGCAUGUCUUAUUGUGCAUUUUGAUACUCACACCUGCCUUGUUGUCAUUCAGGGUUUGGGUAAGACCCUGCAGACCAUCUCUCUGCUGGGGUACAUGAAGCACUACAGGAGCAUCCCCGGACCCCACAUGGUGCUGGUGCCCAAGUCCACCCUGUACAACUGGAUGAACGAGUUCAAACGCUGGGUGCCCUCCCUCAAAGCAGUCUGCCUCAUCGGAGGCCGAGAGGAGAGGGUGAGCUAUGAGCAGCAGCAGACCACAUUCAUUCUCUGAUGUAAAAUGAACAGGGCAUGUUGAUUGCUGUAGAUCAACUGCAAAGCAUGGGGUGGUGACUGUGGGACAGUGUUGAGGCUUAUGUAUUUUGCAAUGUACCAUAUUGGAAGAGAUGUUGUCGUGGAAAUAGUCAGUUAAUCUCCAUCUGCAACUGAAAACGUAACACUUAGAUUUCCUGCAACAUAAGACUACUAAUGGAGCUUUUGCAUAAUGCAAGCCAAUGCAUUUGUUUUAAGUCAGUCAUUUUCAAUAACUUGUACUACAGCAGUUGCAUCGCGUUAGACUGGUGAUGUUGCUGGGGCUUUGGUCUUGUGCCCCACCAUAACCCUGUAUCUUCCCCCUCUUUCUCCCAGAAUGCCCUGAUCAGAGAUGUGCUGCUGCCAGGGGAGUGGGAUGUGUGUGUCACCUCUUACGAGAUGCUCAUCAUAGAGAAGGCCGUGUUCAAGAAGUUCAACUGGAGGUACCUGGUCAUCGACGAGGCCCACAGGAUCAAGAACGAGAAGUCAAAGGUUAGGGAGCUUCUAAAGUUGAAACACACACACAAACUGUAUACAUAUUUGAUUAAAUGUAAAUAUGAUUAAAAUGUGUAUAUACACUAACAAAACGUCAAUGGAUUCAACUCGCAAAGGACUCUUAGAUGGUUUGUCUUACCUGUGUAUAUUAUUUGUGCUGUAGCUGUCUGAGAUAGUGCGUGAGUUCAAGACCACCAACCGCCUGCUGCUGACCGGCACCCCGCUGCAGAACAACCUCCAUGAGCUCUGGGCCCUGCUCAACUUCCUGCUGCCAGACGUCUUCAACUCCUCAGAGGUAAGAGGCAGAUAAAAUAGGUUUAACUUUAAUGUACUGUACCUGAGGGGGGGGAAAUUAUUGGACACACAGACACUUACCCUCAAUUACCACUACAAUUUAGGAAUAACGCUUAAUAACACUUACUGAAAAUAACAGUAUUCUCUAUUUUUCACUAAUUUAAUGGGCCCAAAAAAUAUGGAUUGAUUGAACUUUUUAUUUUUCUUUCGAAGGACUUUGACUCAUGGUUUGACACCAACAACUGCCUGGGGGAUCAGAAGCUGGUGGAACGUCUUCACACUGUAAGUAUCUGAAACACUUCCUUACAUUUAACUGUACUGUAUAGAUGAAUAGUGAGUAAAUAGUAUUUCUGUUGUCUCUUGUUGCCUUGACAAUGUAUUACUUACUAAUUUGAAUGUAAUAAUAUCUUAUGUUUCUCUUGUCUAUAACUGUUUUAUGUGGACCCAGGAAGAGUAGCUGCUGCAUGUUUAACAGCUCAUGGGGAUCCUAAUAAACGGAACAUAUAUCCCUUUAGGGUUUUAUCAAAUAUUGUUAUGGGCCUUCCCUUACCUUUCCUUGGUUUCUCUCUCUCUGUGUGUUUGUGUGUGUGUAGGUACUGCGUCCUUUCCUGCUGCGUCGUAUCAAAAAUGAGGUGGAGAAGUCUCUGCUGCCUAAGAAAGAGAUCAAGAUGUACGUGGGGCUGAGUAAGAUGCAGAGAGAAUGGUGAGUAACCCACACACAGUCAACAUAUGCCCUUUCCUUGCCAACCACAUUCCUCAGCCAACCUAUACACUAUAAUGUGUAUUGAAAACACUGUCCCGUCUCUCCUCAGGUACACCAAGAUCCUGAUGAAGGACAUAGACAUCUUGAACUCUGCGGGGAAGAUGGACAAGAUGCGUCUGCUCAACGUCUUGAUGCAGCUGAGGAAGUGCUGCAACCACCCGUACCUGUUUGACGGGGCCGAGCCCGGCCCGCCCUACACCACCGACCUGCAUCUGGCCGUCAACAGCGGCAAGAUGGCCGUCCUUGACAAGCUGCUGCCCAAGAUGAAGGCUCAGGGUGGGUGGACGAACGGGUCCCCUCUAAGACCAGUCACAAAAUGUGUUUUUUUUUAUGGCCUGUUUGAUGGCUUUGUGUCCCUUUUUUAACUUUAAAGUUGAUAUGGAGACAGUGUAGUGUAAAGGCUAUUUCAGACACAUUUUUGAUUCAAACUACUAUGUUAAAGUUGCAGCAAUGUAGGCAUGGUGAAUGAUUGAUUGGCGGCCAUUUUGAACUCCCCUCCCUUUCCCAGGCUCCCGUGUGCUGAUCUUCAGCCAGAUGACCAGGAUGCUGGACAUCUUGGAGGACUACUGCAUGUGGCGCAACUUCGGCUACUGUCGCCUGGACGGACAGACGCCCCACGAGGAGAGACAGGUAUGACUAUGACCCCCACUCCUGGAUCUCAUUAACGGCAGUGGCCUAUUACCCUGGUCCCAGAUCUGUUUGUGCUGCCUUGGUGUGACAUUGACCAUAGGAGUUGGCAGGGCAGCACAAACAGAUCUGGGACCAGGCUAAUAAAUGGCUUGUAAAUACAAACAAUUGAACUCUCUCUACCGUUUUAACACACUUCAUUUAACACUACAUUUCCCACGUUCCUCUAGAUUUCCAUCAACGCGUACAAUGAGGAGGACAGCCCUAAGUUCAUCUUCAUGUUGAGCACCAGGGCCGGAGGGCUGGGUAUUAACCUGGCCACGGCUGACGUGGUCAUCCUCUACGACUCAGACUGGAACCCUCAGGUCGACCUGCAGGCCAUGGUCAGUACCUCUCAUUGACCCAUAUCAGUGGACUAAUUAAUCAGUCUUUUAUAUUACAUUUGUCAAUUACUUUAAUUAGAAUUUUCCCUAUAGAUUUAACAUGGUCAAUUCCCCCUAGUUUGAAUCAUAUCACAACAAGUGAGCUUACACAUUCAAUAGAACCUGUCACCAGGAACUUCAUUUAUCAAGAUGCUUCUGCCUGGUAACUGUUAGACACUUACCUGAUUGGUUCUUUUAACCUUUCUUCUCAGGACCGAGCUCACAGGAUUGGUCAGAAGAAGCAGGUGCGCGUGUUCCGUUUCAUCACGGAAAACACGGUGGAGGAGAGGAUCGUGGAGCGGGCCGAGAUGAAGCUCCAACUGGACUCUAUCGUCAUCCAGCAAGGUACUGCGCCGGUGGCCAUUUUGAAUCUCCUUUUCCCAGUUUCAAACCAACACUAUUGAAGUCAAUGCCUUGGUAAUGCAACUGGCUGACAUGUCUGUGUCUACUGUGUCUGUUCUGCAGGAAGGCUAGUGGAUCCCAACGCCAACAAGCUGGGGAAGGACGAGAUGCUGUCCAUCAUCCGGCACGGCGCCACGCACGUCUUCGCCUCCAAGGAGAGCGACAUAACCGACGAUGACAUCGAUGAGAUCCUGGAGCGAGGCGAGAAGAAGGUCAGAACAAAGACGGACAAGGGCGUAGCGCUAGCAUUGGGCCUAGCAUUAGCAUUUAUCUGUACUCCGAUCAUUUAUAUAAUAUGUGAUAGCAUUAGCAUUGCUAAAUGUGUCAGUGGGUUGAUAUGGCAGUGUCUAGAGGCCAAACACAUUAGCAAUGUGUAGCUAGAUGCUAACUCUUUGCUCUGCGUUUGUGUCUGACAGACCAUGGAGUUGAAGGAGAAGAUGAACACCAUGGGCGAGAGCUCCCUGAGGAACUUUACCAUGGAGUCCGACAACAGUGUGUACACCUUCGAAGGAGAGGACUACAGGGAGAAGAAGAAGGUGGUCACCAACUGGAUCGAGCCGCCCAAGAGAGAGCGGAAGGCCAACUACGCCGUGGAUGCCUACUUCAGAGAGGCUCUGCGUGUCAGUGAGCCCAAAGCACCCAAGGUAAUCCUCACUACCGCCGCCCUCUGGCUAUGGAUAUGCCACUGGGAUAGCUGUGUGGAAUGAAUCAGACCAUCUUUCUCCAUGACUAAAACUCCUGUUCUCCUCUUCCAGACCAUCUUUCUCCAUGACUAAAACUCCUGUUCUCCUCUUCCAGACCCUCUUUCUCCAUGACUAAAACUCCUGUUCUCCUCUUCCAGACCAUCUUUCUCCAUGACUAAACUGCCGUUCUCCUCUUUCAGGCUCCUCGUCCACCUAAGCAGCCCAAUGUGCAGGACUUCCAGUUCUUCCCCCCAAGGCUGUUUGAACUGCUGGAGAAAGAGAUCCUAUUCUACAGGAAGACUAUCGGCUACAAGGUAUACCAGCAUGUAGUUUUACUAGUGUAACUGGUGGUACAUCAGUGAUUGUUGGUGGCACUUAAAAUCAAAGGACAGGCUCAUAGUAAUGGCUGGAAUGGAGUUAAUGGAAUGGUAUCCAUGUGUUUGAUCCGUCCUCCCCUCACCAGCCGCGUCUUUGGUACAUUAUGAUGGCGUUAGUAUGAUAAUGUUCCAUCAGACAGCGGCCAUUUUGGAUCUCCUCUGUGCAGUUUCAAACCAACAGUCGGUUUAGUUUGGAAUGGGAUGUAUCUGUUGAGUGUUUAAGUGUAUAUGUGAUAUACAUUUUCUCUCCAGGUUCCUCGUAACCCAGAACUGCCCAACUCGGCCCAGCACCAGAAGGAGGAGCAGGCCAAGAUUGACGAGGCCGAGGGCCUAUCAGAGGAGGAGCUGGAGGAGAAGGAGAACCUCCUCUCGCAGGUAAUUGGCUGAAACAAGACAUCAUACUUAAACACUCUAGACAUUCAUCAUAGUGCCCUACUACAUGUCAUAUUUAUAGAACUACAUAUAGUUCAGUUGAGAUACUCUUCAGUGGCUUCAACUACAAAGUAGAGACAAAUGUUAGCGUUUGUGGCUAGUGUCGUUACAAACUGUCAUCGAUCUCUCCACAGGGCUUCACCAUUUGGAACAAGCGUGACUUUAACCAGUUCAUCAAAGCCAAUGAGAAGUGGGGAAGAGACGACAUCGAGAACAUCGCCAGAGAGGUGGAGGGCAAAACCCCAGAGGAAGUCAUGGAAUAUUCCGGUAAGAAAAACAAUAUUUGUAUUUUUUAUUUUCAAAUUGCAUAAAUGUAUCCGAAUCUACUUCUAGCUAGUGGACAUGACUCCCAAGUGUAUGACAGAUAUCCAAAGUCUUAUGAUCUAAACGUUUGUGUGUGUGUGUACACAGCUGUGUUCUGGGAGCGCUGUAACGAGCUGCAGGACAUAGAGAAGAUCAUGGCUCAGAUCGAGAGAGGAGAGGCCCGCAUCCAGAGGAGGAUCAGCAUCAAGAAAGCACUGGACACAAAGGUAAGCCAUUUCAGUGAGGUCAUCAUUAAUAAGAACAACAUUGGGGAGGCAAUACCUUUUAUUUUGAUCAGAUGCGCGAUACAGUUGUGAAAACCUCUGGGCACUCCCAACCCUUAUGAAUGAAUGUCUCAGGAGCUGGUGUCUGAUCAUGUCUACCAGAGGCUUACCAUACACCCUGAAUGACAUCUUUUUCUCUCUCUUGUUGUAGAUUGGUCGCUACAAGGCUCCAUUCCACCAGUUGAGGAUCUCGUACGGCACCAACAAGGGGAAGAACUACACGGAGGAGGAAGACCGCUUCCUCAUUUGCAUGCUGCACAAGCUGGGCUUCGAAAAGGAGUCGGUCUACGACGAGCUGCGCCAGUGCAUCCGCAACUCGCCCCAGUUCCGCUUCGACUGGUUCCUCAAGUCCAGGACCGCCAUGGUGAGUGGAGUUGCCCUAGUAGACAGUGGAAUUGAGUACAACCUGAAGAUGGAAAUGUGGUUUUACUUCUUCAGUAACAUGAUAACCAUUAAUUUAUUAUAUACAGUGCCUUCGGAAAGUAUUCAGACCCCUUGACUUUUCCCAUAUUUUGUUACGUUACAGCCUUAUUCUAAAAUUGGUUAAAUUGUUUUUUUCCCCCUCAUCAAUCUACACACAAUACCCAAUAAUGACAAAGAAAAACUGAAAUAUGAUAUUUACAUAAGUAUUCAAACCCUUUACUCUGUACUUUGUUGAAGCACCUUCGGCAUCGAUUACAGCCUUGAGUCUUCUUGGGUAUGACGCUACAAGCUUGGCACACCUGUAUUUGGAGUUCCUCCCAUUCUUCUCUGCAGAUCCUCUCAAGCUCUGUCAGGUUGGAUGGGGAGCGUUGCUGCACAGCUAUUUUAAGGUCUCUCCAGAGAUGUUAGUUCGGGUUCAAGUCCGGGCUCUGGCUGGGCCACUCAAGUACAUUCAGAGACUUGUCCCGAAGCCACUCCUGCGUUGUCUUGGCUGUGUGCUUAGGGUCGUUGUCCUGUUGGAAGGUGAACCGUCGCCCCAGUCUGAGGUCCUGAGCGCUCUGGAGCAGGUUUUCAUCAAGGAUCUCUCUGUACUUCGCUCCGUUAAUCUUUGCCUCGAUCCUGACUAGUCUCCCAGUCCUUGCCACUGAAGAACAUUUAUUUUAUUUUAUUUUUUACAUUUUUAGUCAUUUAGCAGACGCUCUUAUCCAGAGUGACUGACGAGGCCGAGGGCCUAUCAGAGGAGGAGCUGGAGGAGAAGGAGAACCUCCUCUCGCAGGUAAUUGGCUGAAACAAGACAUCAUACUUAAACACUCUAGACAUUCAUCAUAGUGCCCUACUACAUGUCAUAUUUAUAGAACUACAUAUAGUUCAGUUGAGAUACUCUUCAGUGGCUUCAACUACAAAGUAGAGACAUGUUAGCGUUUGUGGCUAGUGUCGUUACAAACUGUCAUCGAUCUCUCCACAGGGCUUCACCAUUUGGAACAAGCGUGACUUUAACCAGUUCAUCAAAGCCAAUGAGAAGUGGGGAAGAGACGACAUCGAGAACAUCGCCAGAGAGGUGGAGGGCAAAACCCCAGAGGAAGUCAUGGAAUAUUCCGGUAAGAAAAACUAUUUUUAUUUUUUAUUUUCAAAUUGUAUAAAUGUAUCCGAAUCUACUUCUAGCUAGUGGACAUGACUCCCAAGUGUAUGACAGAUAUCCAAAGUCUUAUGAUCUAAACCAGGGGUGUCAAACGUCCGGCCCACGGGCCGGAUCAGGCCCGCAAACGGGUUUAAUCCGGCCCGCGAGAUGAUAAAAAAAAAAAAUUUAAUUAUAAUUUUGUCAAGUAUAAAAAUGCGCUGCAAUUUUUCAAUAAAAUAAACUGCUGUUCCAAUUGUGUCCACUGGAUGGAGCAAUAGCAAUUGUGUUAAGCAAGCAAACUGUUUAUACCGGGGCAGAGCAAGUAGGUCAAGCACGUGCAGCCAAUGAGCUACUUUGUUUUGCCCGCGAUAUUUAUUACGGCUUCUACUUUUAACAUUGUACUUUGGCACCCUCAUUGCCCCAAUAUGUCUCUGUCAAAAAAGAGAAAAGUGGACGCAGAGUGCAGAGUGUUCCAAGAAAAAUUGUCAUCCUUCUAUUUAUUCACGGAAUUGAAUGGGAAAGCUGUAUGUUUGGUGUGUUCAGAGCAUGUUGCAGUGCUGAAAGAAUGUAACCUUUGUCGCCACUAUGUGAGUCUUCAUGCCGACAAAUAUGACAACUUUCAAGGACAGCGGAGAUGAGAGAAGGUGAAUGAACUGUUGGCGGGUCUGAAGAAACAGCAGUCUGUGUUUACUCACAGCCGAGACAUCAGUGAUGCUGCAGUGAAAGCUAGCUACCUCAUUGCUAAUGAAAUCGCAGUGGCUUCAAAACCAUUUAGUGAGGGUGAAUUUGUUAAAAACAUGCAUGAUGAAGGCAGCGGAGAUUGUGUGCCCUGAAAAGCGGCAGGCUUUUGCAAAUAUCAGCCUGACAAGAAACACAGUUGCAGACAGGAUUUCCGAUCUUUCAGUGGAUUUGGACAGCCAGUUGAAGCAAAAAGUAAAGUCAUUUAUUGCGUUUUCGGUUGCAAUUGAUGAAAGCACGGACAUUACAGAUGUUGCACAACUGGCCAUUUUCAUCCGCGGAGUUGAUGACACAUUGACCGUCACCGAGGAGUUCGUGGAGUUGGUGCCGAUGACAGAUACAACGACAGCAGCUGAUAUUUUUACCGCACUCGUCGGCGCGCUGGACAGGGUCGGAGUGGACUGGUCCCGCGCUGUCAGCCUGGCUACAGAUGGUGCGCCCUCAAUGAUCGGGAAAAAAGCAGGCGUUGUGACAAAGUUCAGAGAGAAAGUGCAAUCUGCAAAUGGAGGACGUGAUUUUUUGACUUUUCACUGUAUUUUGCACCAGGAGGCUUUGUGUUGCAAGUCAUUAAAGAUGGAUAACGUCAUGAAGGUGGUCAUCCAAACUGUUAAUUUCAUCCGAUCCAGAAGCCUGAAUCACCGUCAGUUUGACAGCCUUCUCAGAGAGAAAGACCACAUCUAUGGCCUGCCAUACCACACUGAGGUAAGAUGGUUAAGCCGAGGUGCUGUGCUGAGGCGUUUCUUUGAUUUACGAGAAUAAAUUGAACAGUUCAUGGAAGAAAAGGGCAAACCAGUGUUAGAAUUUCAUUCCGCAGAAUGGAUGCAGGACCUUGCAUUUAUGGUGGAUGUUACAGAGCACCUGAAUAACUUGAACAAACAGCUGCAAGGGCGCAACAAAGUUGUCACGCAGUAUUAUGACAGCAUACGUUCUUUCAAGUUGAAGCUGUCAUUGUGGGAGACGCAACUUGGUGAUGCAGCUCACUUCCCCUGUCUGAAAAAUGUGUGCGCGACCCAACAUGUGGCAGACAUGAAGCGGUUCAAAGAUAAAAUAACGGGACUGUUACGGGAGUCUGAGCAACGCUUUCAGAUUUAUGUUUAUAUGUUUUUAUGUUGAUGUGCUAUUGUUUUUAAUUGAUUUUAUUUUAUUUGUAUAUUUAACCUAUUCUUGACUCUGUGGUUCUUGCACUUGUUUGGGGAACAGGAUUUCAUUAUUUGUAUCUACAUUUCUGCCUGAGAAAUGACCCCCUGAUAUAGUUCUGUGAUCUGUGAAACAGUUCUGUUAAUCACUGAGGCAUUGUGUGUUUGUGUUCUUUUUCUUUAGAAUUUUCAAAUAAACUUGACGUGUUUUAUGAUUAAUAGUGAUGUUGUGCUUGUACUAUUUUGGACACACUGUCCUCAGGCUCCAGCUUUAUGUUGUAUGUUGAUCGUAUUAAAACAAAGAAAACAAUCUGAAGUUGUUGUUUUUAAGUUAUAUAUACCAUGAUUUUUCCGGUCCGGCCCACUUGGGAAUAGAUUUUCCUCCAUGUGGCCCCUGAGCUAAAAUGAGUUUGACACCCCUGAUCUAAACGUUUGUGUGUGUGUGUACACAGCUGUGUUCUGGGAGCGCUGCAACGAGCUGCAGGACAUAGAGAAGAUCAUGGCUCAGAUCGAGAGAGGAGAGGCCCGCAUCCAGAGGAGGAUCAGCAUCAAGAAAGCACUGGACACAAAGGUAAGCCAUUUCAGUGAGGUCAUCAUUAAUAAGAACAACAUUGGGGAGGCAAGACCUUUUAUUUUGAUCAGAUGCGCGAUACAGUUGUGAAAACCUCUGGGCACUCCCAACCCUUAUGCAUGAAUGUCUCAGGAGCUGGUGUCUGAUCAUGUCUACCAGAGGCUAACCAUACACCCUGAAUGACAUCUUUUUCUCUCUCUUGUUGUAGAUUGGUCGCUACAAGGCUCCGUUCCACCAGUUGAGGAUCUCGUACGGCACCAACAAGGGGAAGAACUACACGGAGGAGGAGGACCGCUUCCUCAUUUGCAUGCUGCACAAGCUGGGCUUCGAAAAGGAGUCGGUCUACGACGAGCUGCGCCAGUGCAUCCGCAACUCGCCCCAGUUCCGCUUCGACUGGUUCCUCAAGUCCAGGACCGCCAUGGUGAGUGGAGUUGCCCUAGUAGACAGUGGAAUUGAGUACAACCUGAAGAUGGACAUUUGGUUUUACUUCUUCAGUAACAUGAUAACCAUUCAUUUAUUAUAUACAGUGCCUUCGGAAAGUAUUCAGACCCCUUGACUUUUCCCAUAUUUUGUUACGUUACAGCCUUAUUCUAAAAUUGGUUAAAUUGUUUUUUUCCCCCUCAUCAAUCUACACACAAUACCCAAUAAUGACAAAGCAAAAACUGGUUUUUAGAAAAACUGAAAUAUGAUAUUUACAUAAGUAUUCAAACCCUUUACUCUGUACUUUGUUGAAGCACCUUCGGCAUCGAUUACAGCCUUGAGUCUUCUUGGGUAUGACGCUACAAGCUUGGCACACCUGUAUUUGGAGUUCCUCCCAUUCUUCUCUGCAGAUCCUCUCAAGCUCUGUCAGGUUGGAUGGGGAGCGUUGCUGCACAGCUAUUUUAAGGUCUCUCCAGAGAUGUUAGUUCGGGUUCAAGUCCGGGCUCUGGCUGGGCCACUCAAGUACAUUCAGAGACUUGUCCCGAAGCCACUCCUGCGUUGUCUUGGCUGUCUGCUUAGGGUCGUUGUCCUGUUGGAAGGUGAACCGUCGCCCCAGUCUGAGGUCCUGAGCGCUCUGGAGCAGGUUUUCAUCAAGGAUCUCUCUGUACUUCGCUCCGUUAAUCUUUGCCUCGAUCCUGACUAGUCUCCCAGUCCUUGCCACUGAAGAACAUUUUAAUUAAUUUUUUUACAUUUUAGUCAUUUAGCAGACGCUCUUAUCCAGAGCGACUUACAGGAGCAAUGAGGGUUAAGUGCCUUGCUCAAGGGCACAUCGACAGAUUUUUCACCUAGUCGUCUCGGGGAUUAUAACCAGCGACCUUUCGGUUACUGGCACAACGCUCUUAACCACUAAGCUACCUGCCGCCCCACAGCAUGAUGUUGCCACCACCAUGCUUCACCGAAACCAAGAAUUCAAUCUUGGUUUCAUCAGACCAGAGAAUCUUGUUUCUCAUGGUCUGAGAGUCUUGAAAUUGCCAAAAGGCACCUACAAGCGGGCUGUUGUGCCUUUUACUGAGGAGUGGCUUCCAUCUGGCCACUCUACCAUAAAGGCCUGAUUGGUGGAGUGCUGCAGAGAUGUUUGUCCUUCUGGAAGGUUCUCCCAUCUCCACAGAGGAACUCUGGAGCUCUGUCAGAGGGACCAUCAGGUUCUUGGUCACCUCCCUGACCAAGGCCCUUCUCCCCCGAUUGCUCAGUUUGGCCGGGCGGCCAGCUCUAGGAAGAGUCUUGGUGGUUCCAAACUUCUUCCAUUUAAGAAUGAUGGAGGCCACUGUGUUCUUGGGGACCUUCAAUGCUGCAGAAAUGUUUUGCUACCCUUUCCAAGAUCUGUGCCUCGACACAAUCCUGUUUCGGAGUUCUACGGACAAUUCCUUCAACCUCAUGGCUUGGUUUUUGCUCUGACAUGCACUGUCAACUGUGGGACCUUAUAUGGACAGGUGUGUGCCUUUCCAAAUCAUGUCCAAUCAAGUGAAUUUACCACAAGUGGACUCCAAUCAAGUUGUAGAAACAUCUCAAGGAUGAUCAAUGGAAACAGGAUGCACCUGAGCACAAUUUCGAGUUUCAUAGCAAAGGGUCUGAAUACUUAUGUAAAUAAGGUAUUUCUGUUUUUUAAAUUUGCAAAAAUGUCAGCCUGUUUUCGCAUUGCCAUUAUGGGGUAUUGUGUGUAGAUUGAUGAGGAUUUUAAAUCCAUUUUAGACUAAGGCUGGUUCAGGAAACAAAACAUUAUCCAAUUCGAAGAGUUGUGGCUGUAGACUAACGUGUGUGUGUGUGUGUGUGUGUGUGUAGGAGCUCCAGAGGCGAUGCAACACCCUGAUCACCCUGAUUGAACGAGAGAACAUGGAGCUGGAGGAGAGAGAGAAAGCAGAGAAGAAGAAGAAGGGACCACGGAGUCAGUCUUCUGUAAGAUCACAACGCUCUUCUUCCUGCCCCUCACUGAAUUCUCUUGUCAUGCAGUCCUCUCUUUGCAUUGUGCAGGAUGACACAUGACACUAACAAUAUCACACAAUGUUCUUUUAAAAAUAUAUAGUCUUGUCUAAACCAAUAUGCCAUUGUAAUCGGCCAUUAUUCUAUGAAGUGCCGAUUAUGACUAUUUGAUCUGACACUCCUUUUCUCUCUCUCUCUUCCUCCUCAUCCCCCUCUUCCUCAGGCUCAGAAGCGUAAGGGAGAAGGGACCCCAGACCAGCGAGGAGGCCGCAGGAAAAAGCUAAAGCUGUGA